CGGAGGCGGCGGCGGCGGAGGCGGCGGCGGCGGAGGCGGCGGCGGCGGAGGCGGCGGCGGCGUAGCCGUAGAGGAUUUUCUACGUUGGUAUGCCAAAUUUCAUAAUCAGAAAAUAAAGAGAAAGGAAAGGUUGCAAUGUAGGUCCAGAUGAAAAAGGAGAAGAGAGGUGUCUGAAAGCAUGUGGGCAUGGAGAAUGAAAAAUUCCAGGAGAAGUGCACAGAGAACACCCCUAGCAUGAACAGUGUGAGGAUUCCACCAGCUUUUUCACCAUGAAGGAGACAGACCGGGAGGCCGUUGCGACAGCAGUGCAAAGGGUUGCUGGGAUGCUCCAGCGCCCGGACCAGCUGGACAAGGUGGAGCAGUAUCGCAGGAGAGAAGCGCGGAAGAAGGCCUCCGUGGAGGCCAGAUUGAAGGCCGCCAUCCAGUCACAGUUGGACGGGGUGCGCACAGGCCUCAGCCAGCUCCACAACGCCCUGAAUGACGUCAAAGACAUCCAGCAGUCGCUGGCAGACGUCAGCAAGGACUGGAGGCAGAGCAUCAACACCAUCGAGAGCCUCAAGGACGUCAAAGAUGCCGUGGUGCAGCACAGCCAGCUCGCCGCAGCCGUGGAGAACCUCAAGAACAUCUUCUCAGUGCCUGAGAUUGUGAGGGAGACCCAGGACCUAAUUGAACAAGGGGCACUCCUGCAAGCCCACCGGAAGCUGAUGGACCUGGAGUGCUCCCGGGACGGGCUGAUGUACGAGCAGUACCGCAUGGACAGUGGGAACACGCGUGACAUGACCCUCAUCCAUGGCUACUUUGGCAGCACGCAGGGGCUCUCUGAUGAGCUGGCUAAGCAGCUGUGGAUGGUGCUGCAGAGGUCACUGGUCACUGUCCGCCGUGACCCCACCUUGCUGGUCUCAGUUGUCAGGAUCAUUGAAAGGGAAGAGAAAAUUGACAGGCGCAUACUUGACCGGAAAAAGCAAACUGGCUUUGUUCCUCCUGGGAGGCCCAAGAAUUGGAAGGAGAAAAUGUUCACCAUCUUGGAGAGGACUGUGACCACCAGAAUUGAGGGCACACAGGCAGAUACCAGAGAGUCUGACAAGAUGUGGCUUGUCCGCCACCUGGAAAUUAUAAGGAAGUACGUCCUGGAUGACCUCAUUGUCGCAAAAAACCUGAUGGUUCAGUGCUUUCCUCCCCACUAUGAGAUCUUUAAGAACCUCCUGAACAUGUACCACCAAGCCCUGAGCACGCGGAUGCAGGACCUCGCAUCGGAAGACCUGGAAGCCAAUGAGAUCGUGAGCCUCUUGACGUGGGUCUUAAACACCUACACAAGUGCUGAGAUGAUGAGGAACGUGGAGCUGGCCCCGGAAGUGGAUGUCGGCACCCUAGAGCCAUUGCUUUCUCCACACGUGGUCUCUGAGCUGCUUGACACGUACAUGUCCACGCUCACUUCAAACAUCAUCGCCUGGCUGCGGAAAGCGCUGGAGACAGACAAGAAAGACUGGGUCAAAGAGACAGAGCCAGAAGCCGACCAGGACGGGUACUACCAGACCACACUCCCUGCCAUUGUCUUCCAGAUGUUUGAACAGAAUCUUCAAGUUGCUGCUCAGAUAAGUGAAGAUUUGAAAACAAAGGUACUAGUUUUAUGUCUUCAGCAGAUGAAUUCUUUCCUAAGCAGAUAUAAAGAUGAAGCGCAGCUGUAUAAAGAAGAGCACCUGAGGAAUCGGCAGCACCCUCACUGCUACGUUCAGUACAUGAUCGCCAUCAUCAACAACUGCCAGACCUUCAAGGAAUCCAUAGUCAGUUUAAAAAGAAAGUAUUUAAAGAAUGAAGUGGAAGAGGGCGUGUCUCUGAGCCAGCCCAGCAUGGACGGGAUUUUAGAUGCCAUCGCGAAGGAGGGCUGCAGCGGUUUGCUGGAGGAGGUCUUCCUGGACCUGGAGCAACAUCUGAAUGAAUUGAUGACGAAGAAGUGGCUAUUAGGGUCAAACGCUGUAGACAUUAUCUGUGUCACCGUGGAAGACUAUUUCAACGAUUUUGCCAAAAUUAAAAAGCCGUAUAAGAAGAGGAUGACGGCCGAGGCGCACCGGCGCGUGGUGGUGGAGUACCUGCGGGCGGUCAUGCAGAAGCGCAUUUCCUUCCGGAGCCCGGAGGAGCGCAAGGAGGGUGCCGAGAAGAUGGUUCGGGAGGCAGAGCAGCUGCGCUUCCUGUUCCGGAAGCUGGCGUCCGGUUUCGGGGAAGACGUGGACGGAUACUGCGACACCAUCGUGGCUGUGGCCGAAGUGAUCAAGCUGACAGACCCUUCUCUGCUCUACCUGGAGGUCUCCACUCUGGUCAGCAAGUAUCCAGACAUCAGGGACGACCACAUCGGUGCGCUGCUGGCUGUGCGUGGGGACGCCAGCCGUGACAUGAAGCAGACCAUCAUGGAGACCCUGGAGCAGGGCCCAGCACAGGCCAGCCCCAGCUACGUGCCCCUCUUCAAGGACAUUGUGGUGCCCAGCCUGAACGUGGCCAAGCUGCUCAAGUAGCCUCCGCCGGCCUGCCCUGCUCGCCCCUCCACAGCCUCGGUCCCUGCCUUUAGAAACGCGGGACAGCCGAUUGCUCUCCUUGGCCACACGUGCUCCUUUCAGCUGCACGGCCUGUCCUUAGGUGCCAGUGUGAUGCACCGGGUGUGCGUCAAGUGAGCGUCCCGAGGCCACGUGCGGAGGCCCCUCAUUGUGCUGUCAAAGGCCUGUGGGUGCAGGGCUGUGCCGCACAGCCUCUCUCGGGUGCUUGUUUGUUGCAGUGGUUGAAAGUGUGUGGGGCACAGAGGACGUGCACCUCCAUGCCCUCCUCCUCCCUGGGCCUUCACCGCACCCCAUCUGCUUAAGUGCUCGGAACCCUGUCACCUAAUUAAAGUUUCUUGGCUUCCUCAGAGAAA
This is a messenger RNA of Gorilla gorilla gorilla (western lowland gorilla), 2899 nucleotides long. It is a transcript of the gene EXOC3, whose product is annotated as exocyst complex component 3. The record is from RefSeq and is a predicted model, not a curated record. Gene Ontology annotation, biological process: exocyst localization; exocytosis. The transcript has 14 exons. NCBI's taxonomy places the organism in Eukaryota, Metazoa, Chordata, Mammalia, Primates, Hominidae. Gene Ontology annotation, molecular function: SNARE binding. Gene Ontology annotation, cellular component: exocyst. Bases 270 to 2507 code for a protein of 745 amino acids.